UUUCCUAGUCAACGAGCGUCCGCUGUAGUUUCACUUCAUCUGCGCCAACAUGGCGGAUGAAACGGCUAAAGCGCAGACUGCCCGGCCGGGCGGAGACACAAUAUUUGGAAAAAUCGUACGCAAAGAGAUUCCUGCCAACUUCAUCUAUGAGGAUGACCUGUGUGUAGCCUUCCCUGAUAUUUCUCCUCAAGCUCCCACUCAUAUCCUUGUCGUCCCAAAAAAGCCAAUUGUUCAGCUGUCACAAGUAGAGGAUAGUGAUGCUGAAUUGUUGGGCCACUUGAUGAUAGUUGCAAAAAAGUGUGCUCAAGAGGCGGGCCUGUCUAAAGGCUACAGGAUUGUCAUCAAUGAUGGGGUAGAUGGAGGCCAGUCUGUCUACCACAUCCACAUCCAUGUCCUGGGCGGACGCAGGAUGGAGUGGCCCCCCGGCUAACCUCCAUCUCCCGGCACAGACCAUUCUGCCAUCAGUUUUCACAUCUGUUCUUUGACAGUCUGACAACAAGUACUGUUAAAUUUAGACUAAAACAGUUCUUCAUGUGAAAUAAGACAAAAGAGUCAAACAAAACCUGGAAAUUCACCAAUAAAAUGCACCUCACAACAACA
This is a messenger RNA of Xiphias gladius (swordfish), 600 nucleotides long. It is a transcript of the gene hint1, whose product is annotated as histidine triad nucleotide binding protein 1. The transcript is spliced from 3 exons. Lineage: Eukaryota; Metazoa; Chordata; Actinopteri; Istiophoriformes; Xiphiidae. Gene Ontology annotation, molecular function: hydrolase activity. Gene Ontology annotation, biological process: purine ribonucleotide catabolic process. The coding region runs from base 50 to 430 and encodes 126 amino acids. The record is from RefSeq and is a predicted model, not a curated record. Gene Ontology annotation, cellular component: cytoplasm; nucleus.